This is a messenger RNA of Scutellospora calospora, 439 nucleotides long. Lineage: Eukaryota; Fungi; Glomeromycota; Glomeromycetes; Diversisporales; Gigasporaceae. The record is from the annotation of a GenBank genome assembly.
CCUCCAUAGAAGCGCAAGAUGAGCAAUUGUUGAAACUAUUAACAAUUGUGGCUCAUGAUGUUGAAAAUAUUACAAUAAAGAUACAAGAUAUUUAUCGAGAACAGAUUAUCACAAGACUUCCAGAAUCUAUGAAUGAACAACCUGCCAUCGAAGAGAGUUUAUCUACUUCAUUGUCUUCUAUGCAAUCGGAUCUUCCAAAUUUGAGUCAAAAGAUUUCAACCAUUCUCAUUAAACGAUGUACCGAAACAUUACGUCAGCACAUUCGUAGUGUUAUAACACAAUUCCGUGGAUCUAACACUAAACCCCCUACAGAAUCUUCAUAUUUUGUUCCGCAUAUUAUUAAACCACUGGUCACAUUUUGUAAGGUUAAUAAGCAGCUUCUCAGUGAUAAAAGGCGGAUUGAAUGUAAUUCAAUUGUAGCUGAUGCUGUUGCAAUACG